This is a messenger RNA of Columba livia (rock pigeon), 3193 nucleotides long. It is a transcript of the gene CNGB3, whose product is annotated as cyclic nucleotide gated channel subunit beta 3. Bases 25 to 2415 code for a protein of 796 amino acids. The transcript has 18 exons. NCBI's taxonomy places the organism in Eukaryota, Metazoa, Chordata, Aves, Columbiformes, Columbidae. Gene Ontology annotation, molecular function: intracellularly cGMP-activated cation channel activity; cGMP binding; intracellularly cAMP-activated cation channel activity. Gene Ontology annotation, biological process: monoatomic cation transmembrane transport. The record is from RefSeq and is a predicted model, not a curated record. Gene Ontology annotation, cellular component: intracellular cyclic nucleotide activated cation channel complex; photoreceptor outer segment; plasma membrane.
AAAACAUGUGCUAUAUACCUGUUCAUGGUAAAAGAGUUAGAGAGGCUUCAGGAGAGCUGGGUGGACAAGAUGUUUAAAAAACUAAGAGCAGUAUUUUCUAGACCAAAAUUAUCACCCGCGGAAGCAGACUGCAAGAAUGAAGAUGUCCCUCCUCCACCCAAAGCAUCUACAGGCCAGGGUGAAAAUAAGAAAACAGAUGAACCACAGAAAGCAGAGGCCAAUAAGAAAGAAGAACCUAUAGCAAAGCAGCAAGAUACAGUACCAGCGAAAGCACCUGAGCCUUCAAAAACUGAAAAGUCAACUGAACCAGCUAACACAACUCAGCAGGAACAGCAUCAACUCAAUGAUGGAAAAGAAGAUGCUAACAGGGAGAAGCCAGCACCUUCAGGUUUACAAAGAAAUGAGUAUGCUGAUGCCCAGCUUCAAGAGAUCGUCAAAAAACUGCGGGAAAGGGCAACAGUCUAUAAGGAAAAGUUGAAAGACCCAGUGCUGUCCUCCCCUGAAGGAAGUCCCACGGCUUCACCAUCAAAGAAGAAGCCUCCACCCCCACCAAAAGAAGAAAAGAAAGAAGAAAAGAAAGAAGAUGCAGAAGCAAAGCCAGAGGAGGAUCAUUACUGUGAUAUGCUGUGCUGUAAAUUCAAAAAACCUCCACUGAAAAAAUACAUGCAGUACCUGAAACUACCAGACAGCAUAGACUCAUACACAGAUCGCCGUUACGUAGCAUGGCUCAUGCUUGUGACAAUCGCCUAUAAUUGGAAUUGCUGGUUUAUUCCCCUUCGCUUUGUGUUUCCAUACCAAACCCCAAGUAAUACAGUAUAUUGGGUUACCAUCGACAUCAUUUGUGAUAUCUGCUAUCUGUGUGACUUACUGGUUUUCCAGCCUCGAGUGCAAUUUUUAAAAGGUGGAGAUAUAAUAUCAGACAGAGUAGAAAUGAAGAAAUUCUACCACAGCUCUAUGAAAUUUCGGCUCGAUGUGAUAUCAGUGUUGCCGUUUGAAGUUUUAUACUUCUUCUUUGGAUUUAACCCAGCAUUUAGAGCAAAUAGGAUGCUAAAGCACAACACAUUCUUUGAGUUUAAUGAUCGUUUGGAAGCUAUCCUGGACAAAGCAUACAUCUACAGGGUCAUUCGAACAACUGGAUACCUGCUGUUUAUCUUGCACAUUAAUGCCUGUGUGUAUUAUUGGGCUUCAGACUAUGAAGGACUUGGCAGCACUAGAUGGGUGUACGAUGGCAAAGGAAACAUGUACCUAAGAUGUUACUACUGGGCAGUUCGUACUUUAAUCACUAUCGGUGGCCUUCCAGAACCACAAACUCUGUUUGAGAUAGUUUUUCAACUGCUGAAUUUUUUCUUGGGUGUCUUUGUCUUCUCCAGCUUAAUUGGUCAGAUGAGGGAUGUCAUUGGAGCAGCUACAGCAGGACAGAACUACUACCGUUCCUGUAUGGAUAACACUGUCUCCUAUAUGAACACUUACUCUAUUCCAAAAGUUGUCCAAAAUCGUGUUCGAACCUGGUAUGAGUACACAUGGGACUCCCAGGGAAUGCUGGAUGAAUCAGAAUUACUGGAGCAGAUGCCAACCAAAAUGCAAUUAGCCAUUGCAAUUGACGUGAACUUUGCCAUUGUCAAUAAAGUUGACUUAUUCAAAGGGUGCGAUACCCAGAUGAUAUAUGACAUGCUGCUAAGGUUGAAAUCCAUUGUGUAUUUACCUGGUGAUUUUGUCUGCAAAAAGGGAGAGAUUGGCAGAGAGAUGUACAUCAUCAAACAGGGUGAAGUUCAAGUCCUUGGAGGCCCUGAUGGUACAAAAGUUCUGGUCACACUCAGAGCAGGAGCUGUAUUUGGGGAGAUCAGCUUAUUAGCUGCAGGUGGAGGAAAUCGAAGGACUGCCAAUGUGGUGGCUCAUGGUUUUGCCAACCUUUUCAUUCUGGACAAGAAAACACUCAAUGAAAUCUUGGUGCACUAUCCUGACUCAGAAAAACUUCUCAUGAAGAAAGCAAAGGUGCUGCUGAAGGAGAAGGGGAAACCUGCUCCAGGACCACCAGUGCAACAACCUCGGGGUUUGGCUGGUCUAUUUACGCAGAAACAGGAAACUCCAAAGUUGUUUAAAGCGAUGCUUGGAGGUAAAGGAAGAGACGGCCUUACUAGGCUGCUGCAGCUGAAGAGAGAGCAAGACACCCAGGAAACUCAAGCUGAAGCAGAGAAAAAGCCUAAAGAAGAGAAGAAAUCCGUGGAGCCAGCGGCCACAUCUGCACCCCCACCUGCACAAAAGGAAGAGCCAAAUGCAGAUGCUAAACCUAAACCACCUGCAGUUAUGCAAAGAGGAACCAGUAAAGAGUCUCUGAUCAUUAGUAUGUCUCCAUCCCCCAGAGCAGGAGAAGGAGAGAUCCUUAAAGUGGAAGUUAAAGAGAAAAAAAAUACAUAGAUGGUGCUUUGGGCUGUGGCCCCAUCUAUUGUCUUGCUGAAUUCAGAGAUCUAGUGUGGCUUUGCUUUUGGGUACAAAAGAUUAAAAGUAGAGACUACUCAAGAGAAAAAUCUACCUUCAACCCCCACUUCCUCCUCUCCUGAGACAACCGGACAAAUUAUUUAUAUAACUACCCCUUAACGGAGCUUCUGCUGUAAUAGGAAUUAGAGCUCAGACAAUAUUUUAGGACCACUUGUUUCUUGUUUAACCCAUGCUCUCCUUUUUCUUUUACUCUGUCUUGUUCCUGCCUCUCCUGUUUAUCCUCACUUUCUUAUUGCUGUUCCUGUUGCUCAAUUUACUUCUAACUUUUGUAUGCAUUCUUUUCUAUUUUCUUUUCUGGUUUCCCAUCAUUAUCCUUUUUCUUGUUACUGCCCUACUAUUGCUGAAGUUACUCAACUUUCUCUCGAUGCUUCUCUCUCCUCCCGUUAUACUUCUAAUAAACGACCUGCCUUUGUGAUCAGGGUGGCUCAGUUUUAGCUUGGACAGAGGGUUACAAAACGAAACCAUUGUCAAAAGAUCAAAACCACAAAAUACAAAAGGGGGAAGAGGAUUGGAGCAUUAUUGCCAGCCUUUUGAAAGCACGAGAAUCUACUCCAGUGUCUUCGACCCUGGUGAAUAACCAUGGCAAAGACUUGGAUGUUCACCGCCCCCAGCCCCAGGGGUGACCUUUAACUUUGGGCUGCUGACUUACACAUUUGAUCUUCUCAAGGGGUUGGGCAUUAAUAAUGCUCUCGGAAGA